AACUUCACAUUUUUCAUAAAAAUGGCGGACGAAGUCAGCAAAGCUCAAACAGCGCAGCCGGGAGGCGAUACGAUUUUUGGCAAGAUCAUUAGGAAGGAAAUCCCAAGUGACAUACUGUACGAAGAUGAGCAGUGCAUAGCUAUGAGGGACAUUGCACCUGUGGCUAAGACCCACUUCCUGGUGUUACCCAAGAAGCCAAUCUCUCAACUAUCAACGGCUGAGGCUGCAGAUAAAGAGCUCCUGGGGCACUUACUUCUUGUUGCCAAUACAGUAGCCAAACAAGAAGGCCUGACCGAAGGCUUCCGUGUCGUCAUCAACGACGGGAAACACGGAGCACAGAGCGUCUACCAUCUACAUCUGCACGUCAUCGGGGGGCAACAGCUGGGAUGGCCUCCUUGCUAAACAAAUUUACAAAUUAUUGUCAGGAUUUUUCCUGUCGUCAGGAUUUUUAAACAAUCCGUUUGAAAUUUGGAAUUGGUGAGAUUGUUAAUCUCAGAUAAAGCAUGAAAUUAGUCAGAUGGAAUACUCUUUUUCCUUUGUUAUACUAAUCAAGUGAUAUCAGCAAUAACUGCAAGGAUGCGCAUAGAACUGUUCCAGAGCGCUAGUCCAAUGCACAAAUCUUCAUAACCCAAAAGUUUCUGAUACAGCAGUACAUUUGCCACUUAAUUUGUCGUGUAACUUCAGCAUUCAGUGAAUAAUCAGACAUUUCUGCUGUGUUCAGUUCCAUAAAAAUAGGCUGCUGGGAUUUCUUCAAAAUUUUCUGGGGAUUAUUUAAGCAGAGGUAGAUUUAUCAGGGAUGUGGCCUUUGGCUGAAAAAUAUAGGAAAAUCAUGCAGAGAAAAAGUAGCACAUGCCUGCUAAACUCCCCCCCCCCCCCCCCUUGACAGCUAACCCCCAUCCUUGAGCUAAAGCUGGAUCUGGCUCUGUAAAUGGUUCGGCUGGUGUAUGAAAAUGAAUCAAUCUAUUUUCAAACAGAUGGAUACCACUCGUCACAUAUUAUCAGGAUUGUAUUCUAAUUUCUGUUUACUUCUUUGCCAAGUACAUGUUCUUGUUUGUUGUGAACUGCAAACAUGAACAUUUUUUAGUGAGAUACUUUUUAGGAACAUGACUGUAUGAACUCUCUAAUUUUGCCUCAUGCUCAACUCGGAUCAUGAUUACAAGUCUGAACUUGUUAAAAACUUUGGAAUGUUUCAAAUAAAAGCAAGUGUAACUUGAAAGUCACAGACUUAGAAA
This is a messenger RNA of Patiria miniata (bat star), 1232 nucleotides long. It is a transcript of the gene hint1, whose product is annotated as histidine triad nucleotide-binding protein 1-like. Bases 22 to 402 code for a protein of 126 amino acids. NCBI's taxonomy places the organism in Eukaryota, Metazoa, Echinodermata, Asteroidea, Valvatida, Asterinidae. The transcript has 3 exons. Gene Ontology annotation, molecular function: hydrolase activity. The record is from RefSeq and is a predicted model, not a curated record. Gene Ontology annotation, cellular component: nucleus; cytoplasm. Gene Ontology annotation, biological process: purine ribonucleotide catabolic process.